UAAAAACAAAGAAGAAGAGCGGAAGUAUCGCACUAGGCUAGCACAGGCGAGACGCGUCCCUUGAACUUUGCGUAGAUAACUGAGAAAAGCAACGCUUAAAUGGCUCUAACCGAACAGAUCAACCAGCUGGAGGCAGAUUUGCAAGAGCUGGGGUCGCUCUUGGAGAAGGCAGAGAGGAAACGGGUCCAGGAACUGCUGCAGCAGGAGAAAAAGAAAGUGGAGAAGGAGCUCGCGGCCAAACGGCAACAGAAAGAGCAGCAAGCCAGGAGAGAGGCCGACCCAUCUGCUGCCUCUAGAGCAAAAUACACAGUCAAGAUCACCAACUAUGCGUGGGACCAGUCCGAAAAGUUUGUCAAAAUUUACCUUACAUUGAAGGAUGUUCACAAAAUUCCGGCAGAAAACGUGGAGGUCAACUUCACAGAAGGGUCGUAUUCUGUUUUGGUAAAGGAGCUGGAUGGGAAAAACCAUCAGAUGACCGUCCUCAACCUGUUAUAUCCAAUCGAUGAAAAGGACAGCUAUAAGAAGAUCAAAACAGACAUGAUUCUGCUCAUGUGCAAGAAGCAGACAACAAAGAAGUGGGACUGUCUAACGAAGGUGGAGAAGCUGUCUAAAGAGAAAGACAAACCCAGUGCAGAUGCCAACGCGGACCCCAGCGAGGGCCUGAUGACCAUGCUGAAGAAGAUUUACUCGGACGGAGACGACGAGAUGAAGAGAACCAUCAACAAAGCGUGGUCAGAGUCCCAAGAGAAGAAAAUGCAAGGAGGAGUAGGAGACAUGAUGGACUUCUGAAGUGCACCCACUGUUAUACACAGAGUGAGAGCUGCCAGGGAUUUAUUGACAUGACUUGAAUAUUGUAAUUGAUGGGUUGAAACAUAAGUCCAGUAUAUAUUACAUCAUUCCACAACAUCAUUAGAAAUGAAACAAAAAGUCUCCUUCUGGACUUAUUUUGGCCCUGGAAUUAACAGCAACACAUGUUUUCGUAUUCCUUGGACUUGAUGCAUAAACCUGUUAGUGAAUGCGUGUUCUUUCAGAAGGGCGUUGGCCAGCAGAUGGCAACAUUGUACACAGCAAGAAAUCCCACAAAUGCAUCACUCAUUUAGUUGAAGUCUGAUAUGAUGUGUAAUGGGACCACAGAGCAGUUUUUUUUAACAGAAGAAAUUGUCAGUAGGUGCUCAGUCACCACCUAAUAUUGAACCUGUGUGUCUGUAUUGAGCUGAUGUUCCUGUUGUUUUCCACUGUUCAUUUGCCAAAGACGUGACUCUAAACUCUACAUAUCAUAUUCCUUGUCAUUCCAUAAAUACCCAUUCUUGAUCCAUAAUGCACUAAAAUGUGUCCUGUGUAACUCUGUAAUGUUACUCUUUGAGUCCUGUUCACGACACUUGUUUUGAUUUCCCUCAAACAUGUUGUAUGUAAAGUGUCUGUUCUUUCAUUUAGUUAAUUAUUUGAUCACAAAUCUGUCACACGUGCUGUCGCCUGACUUCAGGCUGUUCAUGAAGUUCUCUCAAAUAUACAUCUUGAGUCUUA
Messenger RNA from Labrus bergylta (ballan wrasse), 1524 nucleotides. RefSeq names its product calcyclin binding protein (gene cacybp). The record is from RefSeq and is a predicted model, not a curated record. Gene Ontology annotation, molecular function: ubiquitin protein ligase binding; tubulin binding; S100 protein binding. Gene Ontology annotation, cellular component: nucleus. NCBI's taxonomy places the organism in Eukaryota, Metazoa, Chordata, Actinopteri, Labriformes, Labridae. Gene Ontology annotation, biological process: heart development.